Molecule: messenger RNA, 7422 nt
Organism: Oryzias melastigma (Indian medaka)
Lineage: Eukaryota; Metazoa; Chordata; Actinopteri; Beloniformes; Adrianichthyidae
Gene: plcd3b
Product: phospholipase C, delta 3b
Exons: 16
Coding region: 413-2773 (786 amino acids)
Biological process (GO): lipid metabolic process; intracellular signal transduction
Molecular function (GO): calcium ion binding; phosphatidylinositol-4,5-bisphosphate phospholipase C activity
Source: RefSeq, a predicted model, not a curated record
ACCAUUUUAAUGUCUAAUCUGAGCUUUGAGGAGAUUGAAAGUCUUUCUGGAUGAAGGAUGGAGAACUGAUUUGGAACAUUUCCAUGCAGGCAAACAAAGUUCAAACAGAAAAAAUGUUAUUAUUAAUAUUUAGAUUAAAUGUGCAAAAAAUACAUUUGUUAUGCAUAAUUUUGAGUAGUUUGCGCGCAGAAUAAAAAUAAGUUUUGUUUUGAAAGAACCCCGGAACUGCUGUUCGGUGACGCACCAGCACAGCUGAGUUUUUUUCUUUUUUUUUUUUCAGAUCAUCCCUUCUCUGUGACGUCAUCGGGGUCGGGAAUGGGCGGCCGCGCUCCUGGAGCCUCCCGCAGGAUAAAGCUUCACGCACGGAGCGGUCUCCUCGUCUGCGCUCCCGCGACUCCACCGAUCACGCGCCAUGCUGGGAGCCAGGAGGAAAGACGCCGUCGGGACGUCCGAGACGAAAGCCAUCGACCCUCUGAGGAAUCUCGGGAUUCAGGAGGAUGAGGAUGUGAAGACGAUGCUCCAGGGCUCCACCAUGACGAAGGUCUACUGCAAUCGUCGGCAGAAGCCCAGGACUCUGAGGCUGCUGGAGGACGGCGUCACCGUCUGUAUCCAGCCGCCCAAAUCAUCCAGAUCAUCCAAAGAGCAAAAAUCCUUCUCUGUCAUGGAGGUGGAGUGCGUUCGCCAAGGCUGCCAGUUGGAGGCGCUACGCAACAAGACGGGCUCCGAGCUCACCAACCGGUGUUUGACCGUGGUCUUCAAGGGGCCACGCAAGACUCUAGACCUCCUCUGCCAGAGCGAGGAGGAGGCUCAGCAGUGGGCCCGCGGCAUCCAGACCCUGCAGGACCGGGUGGACAACAUGACCAACAAGGAGAAACUAGACCAUUGGAUUCAUGCUUUCCUGAGCCAGGCUGACGAGAACCAUGACGACAAGAUGAGCUAUGAGGAGGUGCAGAGGUUGCUGUGCAUGAUCAACGUGGACCUGAGCGAUCAGUACGCCCGCAACCUCUUCCAGAAAUGUGAUCGGUCUGCCGACGGCCGCUUGGACCACGACGAGAUCGAAGUCUUCUGCAAGGAGCUGCUACGAAGGCCUGAACUGGACUCCAUUUUCCUUCAGCAUUCGGCCAACGGCUGUGUGCUCUCCACUGUGGACCUCAGGGACUUCCUGAAGGAGCAGGGGGAGGACUUCUCUGUGACUCACGCCCAGAGCCUCAUCCUCACCUACGAGCUCAACGAGUGGGCCAAGAAGAACCAGCUAAUGACCCCCAACGGCUUCACCAGAUACAUGCUGUCCAAGCAGAACUGUGUGUUUGAUCCAGAUCACGCCCGGGUGUACCAGGACAUGACCCGGCCACUGGCUCACUACUUCAUCUCUUCAUCCCACAACACCUACCUCACCAAGGACCAGUGGAUGGGGGAAAGCGGCACAGACCCUUACAUCCGAGCUCUGAGCCAUGGUUGUCGCUGUGUAGAGCUAGACUGCUGGAAUGGAGAUGCAGGGGAGCCUGUCAUCUACCACGGACACACCUUAACCUCCAAAGUGCCAUUUGUGGAAGUCAUCAAGACCAUCAAUGAGUAUGCCUUCAAGGCGUCCCCCUACCCUCUGAUCCUCUCUCUGGAGAACCACUGCUCCCUGGAGCAACAAGCCGUCAUGGCCCAACACCUGCGUUCCAUCCUGGGGGACAAAUUGUUGCUGCGGCCCCUAUGCUCAGAGGAAUCCAAAUACCUUCCUUCCCCAGAGGAUCUGAAGGGUAAGAUCCUGGUGAAGGGGAAGAAGGAGGAGUCCGAGGAGUGUUCCUCCAGUUCUUCAGACCAUAACUCAUCAGAUGACGAGCCCAACGUUGCAGAAGGAGGAUCCAAGAAGAAAAAUGGCAAGAAGGCCGGAGUGUCAAAGCUGAGUCCAGAGCUGUCCGAGCUGGUGGUUUACACCCGCAGCGUUCCCUUUCAGGGUUUCGAACAAGCUGCCAAAAGCUCACCCUUCAACAUGUCGUCCUUCUCUGAGACAAAAGCUCUCAAGCUCGUUAGGGAUUCUGGGGUCCUCUUUGUGCGCCACAACAGUCACCAGCUCAGCAGGAUUUACCCGUCUGGCCAGCGCCUCCGGUCCUCCAACUAUAACCCUCAGCAGAUGUGGAACGCAGGCUGUCAGAUCGUGGCUUUAAACUUCCAGACUCCUGGUGAGCAGAUGGACCUGAACCAAGGCCGGUUCCUGCAGAACGGUCUGUGUGGAUAUGUUCUGAAGCCUCUCUUCAUGUGCCAUCCUGACACCACCUUCAACCCAGAGAACACUGGAGGAGGCCCUGGACACAGACCUGUCCUCCUCAACAUUCGGAUCAUUUCAGCUCAGCAGCUGCCAAAACCAGAAUGCGACAAGCCCAGCUCUAUCGUGGACCCUCGAGUAUGGGUGGAGAUACAUGGAGUUCCUAUUGACAACAAUAAGAAGAACACUCAUUAUAUUGAGAACAAUGGCUUUAACCCGCGGUGGAAUUGCACCUUCAACUUCACCGUCCAUGUCCCCGACUUGGCUCUGGUCCGGUUCAUGGUGGAGGAUCAUGACUUUACAUCAAGCAAUGACUUCCUUGGACAGUACACCUUACCUUUCACCAGUAUGCGAUCAGGUUACCGACAUGUCCCCUUGUUUAAGAUGGAUGGUUCCUGCCUUUCGCCCUCCGCACUCUUCAUCCACGUGAAGUUAAGCCCCUGUUACAGUGGUCCAUCCAAAUCCAUGGCACCUUCUCCAAGGAGGUCACCAGCCAAGUGUCAAACCAAGAGACCCUAACUCCCCCUCUGCACCCACAGCAGCUGACAGGACCAACCCAAGUGGAUGCAAUAUCUAGUUUGUGGUGCUCACAGAAGUCCUACUACUACCCCAAAACCCCUAAUCUACUUUUAUUUCGGGGAGUAGCUCUAAUGUUAUCUUAGUUAUGCUUAGAUUUAUCAAAAGAAAGGAAGCACUACUCAAAAAUCUAAAGCUGUGUUGCUGCUGGACAUAUCCGGUCACUUGAGUGAAAAAACUAGUCAUUGUUAUGGUGAAAACUUGAAGGCUCUCUGUUUGCUUUGGCAAAAAAGAAAGAAGAGAGAGUGUUUAGAUCUGCUCUUGGGCAUAAUCUUACGCAUGACAAUUCUGCAUGUCAUCAGACUUCAUCCCUCUAUUUCUAUCAGAAAAGGCUCUUAUUUACCUUAUGCCUUAGUCACAACUGCCCUAAUGGGUGGAUAUGGGCUGCCUGCAUGUGAAGAAUGGGCAAAUCUGUACAAGACAUGCACGAAUUUUAAGAUCAUGGACUGCUCAAUAAGUGAAGGGUCUCUGGUCACACGAAAGAUGGCGGAAUCAAUUGCAACUUUAGGAAACUCUUUCAAAAACGAUAUUUUAAAAACUUUUCAGAACUAUCAGCUUUUAAGCUUUUAAAUGCAAAUAAACUGUAAAUGUCUAACAGUUUAGUAUGCUAGAUGAGCUUCAAAUGGGGCAAAGAACAUUAAUCAUUUUAUUUCUUUCAAGUCAAUAUUAACAAGUGUUCAAAUUUGUAUAAAUACACCCGUUUACCUCCAGCGUAAAUUUGGCGAAAUACCGUUUUUUCACAGUGACAGAAAGUGUCCCAGAGAAAAAACGGCAAAAAAGUAGAAAAAAGAGAGAAGAAUAUGGAAAAAAGAUAAAAAGGUUAAAACGGGGUUCUGGACGAAGACUUUUGGCCAAUUAUUUCGGGCGCAAUUAUGUUUAUUUUCCGGCCGGCUCCAGCAGGGGGUUCUGGUCAUUCAUUUUUGUACGCCAUAUUUCUUCUCUGUGGCCAGAUUCUCCUGAGUCCUUAGAACGAAAAUGUUUACACAAAUGUUCGCGACAUUUCAUGGCGAACACUUAAACAGCACGUAAGGUGAAGUAGGUAAGAAGGUAAGACGCAGGAACAUCUUAUGAACUUUUUUUUUUCUUCAAUUCCCACAAAUCCUGGACACUGCACAAAUGGCCCAUUAAGUGCUGUUAAAGUAAUAAGUGUGGUCCAAUUGCUCACUCCAUGCUUGUAGCCUGGCUGUUAGAUAUUAGGGAAUUAGACAAUCAGUAUGAGUAUCCUACAGGCACUUGCGUAUCACCUGGACACCCUGUCCUUGCAGAAACGUGGCAGUGCGCGCACCUUACUAAUGACUAGAGUGUGGUGUAACACCACCAUAUGACAGUGUAACUUAUAUUAUCCUUACAAAUAUUUCAUGUUUUACUCCAUCCGUAGCACACAUACUGGGCUCAGAAACGUGUGAUCAAGUGACUACUUACAAUGAAUAGCCAAUGUAGAGGGAUAUAUGAAUGUUUCAGGGUUCCAUGUUUGGAAUUUUUAGGCUCUACAUACAAAAUGCGAGGCCAUUGAACAUGCAUUAGGUUAAACCAGUUGAACAUUGACCAAUCAUGGAUUUGGUUUUGACGUAUGGGUGGCAUCCUUUUCAAGACAGAAGUACCAACCCUUAAAAUAUGAUUACGAAGGAAAAAUUAACAAUUGUGAUUUGUACCUGGCCAGAAUAAGAUGAAACCAAGUCUUUCAUGAAUAAUUCAUGAAUAAUUCAGAAUAGAUCUUUUAAAGAAAAAGUGUAUAGCAAGAUUUGCACCGCUUUGCCAUCACACUUGUUGAACGCACAACAAAAGUGCAUGCCGUUUUUAUGAUGUACGUUAAGUGUCUUGGUUGUUUUGGCCAACCUAAAGUGAGCUGCAAGACACACCUGCACUCUCUUUAUGAUAGGGUUGCUCUUGUGACUAAGGCAUUAAACAGAAAAAACGUUCACAUUUCAUACAAAUUUCAUGUAAAUGGCUCAUUUAGCCUUUUAUUGUCUCUACUAUCAGAAGACUGAGUUACUGCUGUUUUUUAAGUCUGGGUGUUGCAGAGUCUGGGACACGUUCCUGGCAAAACUCCCCUCUACCCUGGACUUGAAGCCUCUCAGAUAGUUGAUGUUGAAGCUUCAGACACUGUUAUUUAUUAAAAGUAUUUAUUUAGCAACAAAUGAAGGAGUGAAAUAUUUCAGGGAAAUGUUGGCAAACAAUCUGUGAGCAGUUAGAUCAGGAAGGGCAGUGUUGAGUCCAAGAAACACAUCUUCAACUUUAUCGACCUAUCUGUGCCAAGGCUACUCAUUUUUGUCACAUCCUUGGGUGUAAGAAAACGAUAUAGUAUAUUUCUAUCCAGGACAUUUAAGAUUUUGUAAAUGUCCUCUUUAUAUCCACAUAUAAGAUGGAAGUUUCCUUGUGAAUCUACACCCAAGUGUUAAUCAAACACUUUAAGUGUUUUCUUCUUCUUCUUCUUAAACACUUCAAGCGUCAAAGCAAAAGUUAGACUUGGGUGAUGUGGCCUUAGGCAAUGGACGUGGCUUUGGUUUUGCUCUUUGAGACCUCAGUGCUACUUUUAACAAAGUAGAUCGGAACAUUUUUUGUUGGAACGUGUCAUUGCUAAUACAGGAACUGCUGUAAGCAGCUUGAUGUCAUAAUUAUUUGAUAGAUUCCAAUUUAUUCAUGUAAAUGAUGAGGCUUCCUCAGACAGGAUAGUCAGUUAUGGUGUAUCACAGGGCUCUGUGUUUUAGCCAGUUGUAUUAGGUAUUUACAUUUUUCUAUAUGUUAACAUUAUUAGGCAACACAUCAUACAUUUACAUUGCUUUGUUGAUGGUAUUUGCCUAUCUAUUUAACCAGCAAUUAUCUCACAGUUUACAAGACUUUGGGGAAACCAUAGUAAUUAACAGACUAUAAUAUCUUAUAAUUUUCUUUUCAUGAACUGUUCUUAUCACUUCAUGGACUCCCUUGGUAACAACAGAUUUCCAUUUAAUGACAAUUUUUUGGUCUCUAAUACUACUGAGAGAAACUUUAUAGUAAUUUUUGAUGAAGAAUUUCAACUCUCAUAAAUCAAGUUUUUGGAAAUUCCUUCUUUCACCCCACAAUAGUUCUAAAAUAAAAAAACAUCAAUCUAUUUUCUGAACCCACUUUAUUCCAUUUGGAGUCACAGGGAUACUGGACACCAGCUACUGAAGGGAUAAGUUGGGGUUCACCUUGAACAGUUCAAACCUAAGGAACAAUUGAGUCAUUAAUUAACCCCAUGAAGCAUGUUUUUUGACUGUGGUAGGAAGCUGGAGUCCCCUCCGAAAACUACGCAUGGCCUGAGAAAACCCAUGCAUGCACAGGAGAACAUGCAAAUUAAAGAGCUUGCUAUCAUACAAAGACCUUCUCUUGUGUUGGGGAAUGUGCUAACUAUUGCACAAUGUUGUUAAAAGAAGAUUAGAUUUCAAAAUGAUUUUAAUAACAAAAAAAGUUACAAAGGAAGAACUUUCUCAUUUCUUUUUAACUUUUUUUUCUCUACAGUGAGGGAAUGUUGUUGGUAGCAGUUUACAACACCAAGGGAGAGUUGUAGUUUAGUCCCAUUUGUCUGGGACUUGUCUUCUCCUUGGCUAUACUCCAUGUGCAUGAUAUUUCUUCAGAUUAACUGUUUUCUUCUCCUAAAACAAGGAAUUUUUGUUCUCCUCCUCUUUCUUGUCUAUGGAAAGUCUGUGUACAUUCAUACUAAAGCAAACAUAGACAAGUAUUCUCGAGAGGAACCAAGUCAGGUGAGCGUUCCCGCCUGCCAAACCAAGAGGACCAUCAUAGGAAACCAGCUCUGGGUUAGACCAGUAAAUGCCCCUUAAGACCAACAGAUACACUGCUGAAGGGGGAAGUGUUACCAUGCAAAGUGCCAUUGAUGUUUUGGUUUGUGGUCAAACAUGCAAAUUUGUAGUCAUGAUCUAAAGACAGAUCCAGCAUUGAAGUUUGGGGUUUCUUGUUUUUAGAAGUUGUUUUUUAUCAUAAAACCCUUUAGUGAAAACUCUCAGAACAUCUCACAAACACAGACGAAUGCUUUGGUAGCAGCAAAGAGCCAAGGGUGUUAUAAUAGAACACAUAGGCUGUAAAGGAUAAGAAUCAAACCAACAACUCUUGAGAUCAUGACUUUUCUACCUCCUAAUCCACAGCUGUUUGUGACUCUUUUUUAUGUAAUGCAACUGUUUUGAAUAUUUCUGUACUAGCAAAUGAAGAUAGAGCGGUUUUUAAUUAGUUGUGUUUUGUAAGCUCCUAAACCAGGUGGUGUAUGUACGUACUGUUGUAUUAAAGUUCUACAUUUGUCCCAGAUGAGAGAAAUAAAGUCUAACAAAUAUAUUACGUCGUGUUUAUUACAGCUGUGCAGUUUAAAAAGUGGUUCAGCAGAGGCUCCUGACUUCUUCUUAUAGUAUCAGUAUUUGGGUAGGAUUAUUACCGUGACUGAAAUGAAUUUAUCUCAAUUUAAAAACUUUUCGUCAAAGUUCAUUGUCAUGUAACGAAUAACUCAACAUGUUCAUAAUGGAAGAUGUCUCUAAUGUUUCCUCACUUUCAAAGAAGAAUCUGUGCUGCUUUUUGAAAUCGAGAUGUAAAGAUUGCAAUUGUGCUUCAAAAUAAAAGUAGAAUACGUU